Messenger RNA from Limulus polyphemus (Atlantic horseshoe crab), 802 nucleotides. RefSeq lists its product as uncharacterized. Bases 263 to 802 code for a protein of 179 amino acids. The transcript has 4 exons. The record is from RefSeq and is a predicted model, not a curated record. Lineage: Eukaryota; Metazoa; Arthropoda; Merostomata; Xiphosura; Limulidae.
AACAAUUUUUUUUUUUCCAGAUGAAAGAGGCUUCUUCAUAGUUUCUACAUCUGAACAACAUUCUAUUUACGAGUUUGUUGCUGCCUCUCCUUCCGAGAAAAAUGUCUGGUUACAACACAUUACUGCUACUGUUGAGACCUUCAAACUCAAAAAUAUACAAGCUUCAAAGCAACAAUUACUGUCGUCAUUACAAUCUUUGAGAACAGAAGCAUUAGAAGAGAGACAAAAAGAGAUUUCACCAUCUAAGGAACCCACUAGUGAAAUGAACAAUGAAACAGAAAGUAGCAACACUGGCAACAAUGUAGACAUGCCUGUUAACCCUGAAUGUGAUUCCAAUACAGAGAACAGUAACAAUGCCAGUCCUACUGUUGAUGCUAAUGCUUCAGUUCCUUCAGAAAAGUUGUCUGCAAGAUCAGCACUGAAAGAGGAGCAAGCAGUUUCUAUAAGAGAGGAUAAUAAAAGAUCUCCAAAAUGUUUUGACAAAGUGGAAGUCUUUCAUGUUACUAAUUUUCAUCGGUUAAUAGAACCACAUGAAGUCAAAAUUAGUGAUAAAGUUGUUACUCAAACUGCUGAGACAGUGGUGACCCCUAUAGAAAAACUAAGGAGAAAAGACCAAGAAAUUGCAGACAUCUUAACUGAGAAGCAAGAAAUAAUAGCAGAUUUUCUUCAGUUACCACGUGGCAGUUUCUCUCUCGAUACAGAGGUGCGAAAUGGUUUUCAACUUUUUGUUAUAGGAAUUAUUAUUUUUAAGCGGUACUUGAAUAAACUGUCAUCGUGUUUUUGUAUUGGUGACCACAGAUAA